Blepharisma stoltei is the source of this 564-nucleotide messenger RNA. The record is from the annotation of a GenBank genome assembly. NCBI's taxonomy places the organism in Eukaryota, Ciliophora, Heterotrichea, Heterotrichida, Blepharismidae.
AUGCUGUGAACUCAAGAAAAUACAAUAUUGCUUUCUUCUCUACGAAUCUUUCAAUAUUGAUGCCAGAAUCUCAAUUGGGUCUAUUUUAACUAUUUAGAAAAUUAUAAAUAUCAGUGCUCUAGUCUCGGUAAGGGACUUCUGAGGAAGUGGCACUGAAAUUUAGGCUUCUGAGUUUUGGUUUAUAAGAGAUAUACUCUUUUCGUUUUGUUUGUAAAAAUGGGCAAAAAGGAUUCAUCGAAAUAUGAAUCAAUAUUCGUAAGGGAUAAAAGAGCCGAAAUUUUCUUUAAAUGAAUCAGAGUCUUAAGUUUCAACCAAUAUUUAUGUUUAUUCAAACUUCGGAUCAAAUAUCUCACAAAAUUAGGCUGAAGAGCAAUCAGUAAAAGCCUAUUUGUUGAAAUUCCUCAAAAAAGACGAGAAAAAAAAGAGAAGUUUUACAACAUUCUGCACAGCUCUCAAUACCAAUUAUCCUCCAAACUCGAUUCUGAGAUGCUGCAGACUGCCAUCAGGAGAUGGGGCAGUCAUCUUCAAAAUAAAAUCAGUAUAUGAAAAUUUCACAAAAAUUAA